AUGACAGAUUAUUACUUAAGAAAUGCAAAUUGCAUCAACAUAAUGCAUGACAUUUUCGGUAUUGGCCACACGAACCGUAUUCUCAGCAGUCAGCUAGCAAUAGGUUAUGACGAUGUAAUUACUCAGAUUUGUUUAGGUAAAAAGACCGAUUUAAGCCAUAAAUUCCAAAACAAUGUAGAUUCACUUCUAUCACUUUUCAUAUACAACUCAUAUUCUUCACAUAGUGUCUUCUUCAAUACCACGGCAGGUGAUGGUUCUAACAUGGUUUAUGGUUCUUUUUUAUGCCGAGGUGAUCGAAGUUCUAGAAGAUGUCGUAAAUGUCUAAAAAGGGUAAAAAAAUAUGUCAAUGAUCGACAACUAACCGACAAUUACUCAAAUUGCUUCGCAUAUAAUAUGCACUUAAAAUGUAUAAUACACUACACAAAUAGCUCAAAACCCUUGCAAUAUGAAAAGCGUAAUCCUUUCACCUAUGGAAGAUUCGGAGAUCCCUUGACACUCUACCCUAAUUACGAUGCGACGUUGAAGAAUAUCAAGCAAGAACUUGUGAAAGAAGCUAGCUAUGGAAAUUGGGUUAAGCCUAAUUUUAUGACCAAGGUUGUUGGGGUAGAAAAAUCUCAUGAGAAAGUUUACAUAUUAGUUCAAUGUAUGCCUUAUUUAUCUGCUAUAAAUUGUAGUGAUUGUUUAAGUCGUCUUGGUUCACCGGAUACCAAAGCUGGCCUUAUUCUUCAUUUUGGUAAUUGUUUUAUGAAUUACAAUAAUGAGUCCUUCUUUAGUAGGGCAUACCUUAGCUUUAUGCCAAAUUAUUUAUGUAUGAUUUUGGUGGUAUUAUUGACAAUGCAGUUUACAUUUUUAUAG
Messenger RNA from Amaranthus tricolor (Joseph's coat), 855 nucleotides. RefSeq names its product cysteine-rich repeat secretory protein 59-like. The transcript is spliced from 2 exons. NCBI's taxonomy places the organism in Eukaryota, Viridiplantae, Streptophyta, Magnoliopsida, Caryophyllales, Amaranthaceae. The record is from RefSeq and is a predicted model, not a curated record. Bases 1 to 855 code for a protein of 284 amino acids.